Molecule: messenger RNA, 780 nt
Organism: Penicillium roqueforti
Lineage: Eukaryota; Fungi; Ascomycota; Eurotiomycetes; Eurotiales; Aspergillaceae
Exons: 3
Coding region: 1-780 (259 amino acids)
Biological process (GO): mycotoxin biosynthetic process
Source: RefSeq, a predicted model, not a curated record
AUGUCGCGAGCUUAUACACUUACGAGUGUACAUGACGAGAAACACCAACAUGUCGAUGACGACAGAGCUACCUCUAGUGAGGCUCUGUUAGGGGACACCAGACUUCGAUCUCAUGUAUCCAGAAGAAUUUACAGGGCAUAUCUUAUUCUUCUCCCCGUCGUCUUUGGGCUAGGAAUUGUCCUAGGUUUUACCAGCGUUUCAUUCUUCAAGACGCCUGAGUUUGUUCCAGGACUACGUCUAAAGACACCUAUACCCAACGAGGUUUUUGAGCAGCGAUUAAAAAUCCCAUUUGUCCCCGACAACAAAUACUAUGGCAGUGGUGAAGCUGUCGAUAAAGCCUGGAAAGAAAUCACAAGCGGAGGUGAUUCCGUCUGGCUGCAAAAUCCAUCGGAUUAUGGCCUAGCCCAGGGUAUUUCUGAUCCUUUGAACAUGGAUAAUACGGAUGAGCGGUUCUACGUCCUGUCAAAUCUUCACCAACUUCACUGUGUCAAUGUUGUUCGACGGCGCUUUCGCCACUAUGAGUCUCAAACCAAUCAACCUGUCAACGAAUCGGACGCAAUUUCAGCGGCCUGGACAGAGCAUACUGACCACUGCUUUGAAUAUCUCCGCCUCUCAAUCACAUGCGGUGAUUUCCUAGUUCUGGAACCUGCUAGUCCACCGGGGACAGCACCAGAGCUGACAGCUGGCGGGCUGGGAUGGGGAGUAAUCCAUGAAUGCGUUGACUUUGACGCGUUGCGGAAAUGGCAGGCUGCUAAAAGACAGGAGUCUGAUCUGCAGUAG